UGUUUUGCCAAGAAAAUGUUUUGCACAGUCUUGAACAUGUACUGUCCAUGCUGAUGGGACAAGAUCCAAUAUGAAUAUAAAUGAUGGGGGAAGACGACGCUUUGAGGAUAAUGAACACACGUUACGCAUAUAUCCUGGGACAAUUUCAGAAGGGACAAUCUACUGUCCAAUUCCUGCCAGAAGAAACUCCACAGCUGCUGAGGUGAUUGAUUCUCUUAUAAAUAGACUCCAUCUUGACAAAACAAAAUGUUAUGUACUAGCAGAAGUGAAAGAAUUUGGUGGCGAAGAAUGGAUACUCAAUCCAACAGACUGUCCAGUUCAGCGAAUGAUGUUGUGGCCUCGAAUGGCUCUGGAAAAUCGCUUGAGUGGAGAGGACUACCGCUUUCUUUUGAGAGAAAAAAAUCUUGAUGGAUCAAUCCAUUAUGGUAGUCUUCAGUCAUGGCUACGGGUAACAGAAGAACGUCGCAGGAUGAUGGAAAGGGGUUUUCUUCCACAACCACAACAGAAGGACUUUGAUGAUUUAUGUAGCUUACCUGAUUUGAAUGAGAAAACUCUUUUAGAAAACCUUCGAAAUCGUUUUAAACAUGAAAAAAUUUAUACCUAUGUUGGCAGUAUUCUGAUAGUUAUUAACCCAUUCAAGUUUCUUCCUAUUUAUAACCCCAAAUAUGUAAAAAUGUAUGAUAACCACCAAUUAGGAAAACUUGAGCCUCACAUUUAUGCUGUGGCAGAUGUAGCUUAUCAUGCAAUGUUACAACGCAGAAAGAAUCAGUGCAUUGUAAUUUCAGGGGAGAGUGGUUCUGGUAAGACUCAAAGCACAAACUUUCUUAUUCACCAUCUUACUGCUCUCAGUCAGAAAGGAUUUGCCAGUGGAGUAGAACAGAUUAUUCUUGGUGCUGGACCAGUACUUGAGGCCUUUGGAAAUGCAAAGACAGCUCAUAAUAACAAUUCAAGUCGUUUUGGCAAGUUUAUUCAAGUAAACUACCAAGAAACUGGCACUGUGCUUGGCGCCUAUGUUGAAAAAUAUCUACUGGAGAAGUCCAGACUUGUUUAUCAAGAGCACAAUGAACGGAAUUAUCAUGUAUUCUAUUACCUCCUGGCAGGAGCAAGUGAAGAAGAGAGAUUAGCAUUCCAUCUUAAGCAACCUGAGGAAUAUCAUUAUCUUAAUCAGAUAACAAAGAAACCCCUCAGACAGAGCUGGGAUGAUUAUUGCUAUGACUCUGAGCCGGAUUGCUUCACAGUUGAAGGGGAAGACUUGAGGCAUGACUUUGAGCGUUUACAGCUGGCCAUGGAAAUGGUAGGAUUUCUUCCCAAAACACGAAGACAGAUUUUCUCCCUUCUCUCAGCAAUACUGCAUUUGGGCAAUAUCUGUUAUAAAAAGAAGACAUACCGGGAUGACUCCAUAGAUAUCUGUAAUCCUGAAAUACUGCCUAUUGUCUCAGAAUUAUUAGAAGUUAAAGAAGAAAUGCUGUUUGAAGCAUUAGUUACCAGGAAGACCGUGACAGUAGGAGAAAAGCUUAUUUUACCAUAUAAACUGGCAGAGGCUGUGACAGUGAGAAACUCUAUGGCUAAAUCUCUGUAUAGUGCCCUGUUCGACUGGAUAGUUUUUCGAAUUAAUCAUGCACUUUUGAAUAGCAAAGAUUUGGAGCAAAAUACCAAGACUUUGUCCAUUGGUGUUCUUGAUAUUUUUGGUUUCGAAGAUUAUGAAAAUAACAGCUUUGAACAAUUUUGUAUUAAUUUUGCUAAUGAACGUUUACAACACUACUUUAAUCAGCAUAUCUUUAAAUUGGAGCAAGAGGAAUAUUUAGCUGAAGAUAUCACCUGGCACAAUAUAGAUUAUAUUGAUAAUACCUGUUGUAUAAAUCUUAUUAGCAAGAAGCCAACAGGACUGCUCCAUCUUUUGGAUGAGGAAAGCAACUUCCCACAGGCUACAAAUCAAACAUUGCUAGACAAGUUUAAGCAUCAACAUGAAGAGAAUUCUUACAUUGAAUUUCCAACAGUGAUGGAGCCUGCUUUCAUCAUAAAACAUUAUGCUGGAAAAGUUAAAUAUGGAGUGAAGGACUUCCGGGAAAAAAAUACAGAUCAUAUGCGCCCAGAUAUUGUAGCUCUUCUGAGAAGUAGCAAGAAUGCAUUUAUCUCUGGGAUGAUUGGAAUUGAUCCAGUAGCUGUUUUCCGAUGGGCAGUUCUUCGAGCUUUUUUCAGAGCCAUGAUUGCUUUCAGGGAAGCUGGAAAGAGACACAGUCAGACAAAAACUGGACAUGAUGAUACAACGCCAUGUGCAAUUUUGAAAAGUAUGGAUAGUUUUAGCUUUCUACAACACCCAGUCCACCAGAGGAGCUUAGAGAUUCUGCAGAGGUGCAAGGAAGAGAAGUACAGUAUAACCCGGAAAAAUCCUAGGACACCUUUGUCUGAUCUCCAGGGCAUGAACACCUUAAAUGAAAAAAACCAGCAUGAUACAUUUGAUAUUACCUGGAAUGGCAGAACAGGGAUCCGGCCAAGCCGACUGUCAAGUAGUAACUUGCUUGAUAAAGAUGGAAUAUUUGCUAAUACAACCAGCAGCAAACUCCUGGAGAGAGCCCAUGGAAUUCUCACGAGGAACAAAAACUUUAAAUCCAAGCCUGUCCUUCCAAAGCACUUGCUAGAGGUGAAUUCUUUAAAGCAUCUGACAAGAAUGACUCUGCAGGAUCGAAUUACCAAGUCUCUUCUUCAUUUGCACAAAAAGAAGAAGCCUCCUAGUAUCAGUGCCCAGUUUCAGGUAUCAUUAAACAAGCUAAUGGAGACACUUGAUCAGGCAGAACCAUAUUUUGUAAAAUGCAUUCGUUCUAAUGCUGAAAAGCUCCCCUUAAGGUUCAACGAUACCCUCGUACUUAGACAGCUUCGGUACACUGGAAUGCUGGAGACAGUUAGAAUUCGCCAAUCAGGAUACAGCUGCAAAUAUUCUUUCCAGGAUUUUGUGAGCCACUUCCAUGUACUUCUUCCUCGAAAUAUUACUCCAUCGAAGUUUAACAUUCAGAAUUUCUUCAGGAAAAGACAUCUUAAUUCAGAUAAUUAUCAAGUUGGAAAAACUAUGGUUUUCUUAAAGGAGCAAGAGCGACAGCACUUACAAGAUCUCCUUCACCAAGAGGUGCUUCGAAGAAUCAUACUGUUGCAGAGAUGGUUCAGGGUCCUGCUGUGUAGGCAACAUUUCCUCCAGCUGAGACAAGCAUCCAUUAUUAUCCAGCGAUUCUGGAGGAAUUACGUGAAUCAGAAGCAAGUCCAAGAUGCAGCUGCGUGGAAGAAUACUUUUGUCAUGACCAGUGCAGCUGUUCUUCUGCAGGCUUCUUGGCGUGCUCACUUAGCCAGGCGAUGGUUCUUAGAGCUACGGACUGCAGCCAUUAUCAUUCAGCAGAGGUGGCGGGAGCAUUAUAGGCAGAGACACAUGGCUGCUGUCUACAUACAGGCAAGAUGGAAAGGCUAUAGGGAAAGUAAGCGAUAUCAAGAACAAAGGAACAAAAUUAUCCUUUUGCAGGCCAGAUGUAGAGGAUUCAGAGUAAGACAAAGAUUUAAAGUUUUAAAAGAGCAAAGACGAAAAGAAACAAAACUAGAACUUGGAUUGGUAAAUACGAAGGGAUAUGGUUUUCUGGAGAUUCAAGGUUCAGAUCCUUCAGAAUGGGAAGAUCGUUCCUUUGACAAUAGAGUAAGAGCCAUAGAGGAAUGUAAAUCUGUAAUAGAGAGUAAUCGAAUUAGCCAUGAAAGUUCAGGAGACUGCUCUGUGGAGUCCUCAAUCCAACGACAGGAGAGAACCCGAAGCCAAAGUGGGGUGGACUUGCAGGAAGAUGUGGUUGUGAGAGAGAGACCCAAGUCCUUGGAAGAUCUCCAUCAGAAAAAAGUAGGCCGGGCCAAAAGAGAAAGUCGGAGAAUGAGAGAACUGGAGCAAGCUAUAUUUAGCUUAGAAUUGCUAAAAGUCCGUUCUCUUGGUGGUGUGUCACCUUCAGAGGAACGUAGAUGGUCCACAGAACUGAUGCCUGAGGGUCUUCAGUCUCUACAGGGUACACCUGACAGUGAAAGCUCUCAAGGAAGUUUGGAACUUCUGAGCUGUGAGGAAAGCCAAAAGAGCAAAGUGGAGCCCAUUAUUUCAGAUGGAGAGUUGCAUGUUCCAUCACCGGAGAUAUUUUGCAGCUCUCAAAAAUUUGAUUCACAGGAUAGUACCUUCAGUGCUUCAAGUGAGACUAGCUAUGCAGUGAUGCAGAAACAGAUAGCCUCUAACUCAGAACAUUUGAAGAACGGGACUCUGAAGGAAAAGGUGGUCCGUGGUUCUCAAUCUAUUACCUGUAAACCACAGUCAAGAGAUUCUUUUAUUUCAAAUAGUCUGCCUACUUUUUUUUAUAUUCCCCAACAGGAUCCGUUGAAAACUAUUUCCCAACUAGAUACAGGCAUUCAGAGUAAAGAACUAUUGGAAAGUGAAAAAUCUCUAGUGACAGCUGUUACCUUCGAUGUCAAUAAAGAAGCUCGAAAGUGUGACUUUUUAGGAGAUCAAGUCAUUGCUUCACUAAGUACAGAUUCUUCUAAAUCUGUGCUUGAAAAGUUAGAAAAAUUAAACACUGAGAAGGAAGAAAGGCAAAAGCAAUUGCAGCAGAAGAAUGAAAAAGAGAUGAUGAAACAGAUUCGCCAGCAAACAAAUAUUUUAGAGAAAGAGCGUAAAACAUUCAAGACAAUUGAAAAGCCAAAAGUUAGAGAAUCUUCCUUGGUGCCUUCUUUGCAUCAAUCAAAGCCAGUAGUAGAAAGGCCAUCCUCUCUGUUCAUUCCAGAUGUUCCACAUGAGAGAGAAUCCACUGUACCAGUGCCCCUGUCAAUAACUGUAAAAGAUACAGCUCUUGGCCCAAAAGAUAAUUCCUCUGCUCAUGCAUCUGUGAAGGACCGACCUGUCACCUUGUUCUUUGAUAGAAAAGAAAGUUCAUGCCAAUCCAAGGAAUUAGCUAAGACAGGAACCCAGUUGAAUUUAGCCUAUAGACUCCAUAAUAUUCACACUUCAGAAGAAUACUCAAAACCAUCGAAGUGUUCCAGCCACAAAUCUGAUGACCCUUGCAGAGAAGGAACUACUAGAGCCAUUUUCUUCAUGCCAAAGGACAAGAUGAGUAUUCCCCUUGCCAGCAAGGAAUCCUUAAAGUGUGGAAAUCCUCACCACCAUAAACAAGAUGAACCAACUUGUAAGCCUGCGAAGUUAGCUGGGCCGGGCCAAAGAGAGACGUCACAGCGAUUUUCUUCAGUUGAUGAACAAGCAAAACUUCAUAAAACUAUGUCUCAAGGAGAGAUUACGAAGUUGUCAAUGGAACAGAAGCCUUCAGAUUCAGAUAUAAGACCUCACAGAGCUAAGAUGAGAUUCUGGGCCAAAGGGAAACAUGGGGAGAAAAAGACUACCAGAGCAAAGCCUGUCUUUCAUUCAGAAGUUUCAUCACUGGCAAGCUCAGAUACACUUCCAAGUCGUCAGUUUUCAGAUGGUCUUCUUGGGUACUGUAUUUGAAUUGUAGACCACCCAACACCUCCUUUGAGCCCAGAACUUCCUGGUAGCUGCCGAAAGGAAUUCAAAGAGAACAAAGAACCAUCUCCAAAAACAAAGCGCAAGCGAAGUGUGAAGAUCAGCAGUGUGGCUUUGGAGUCAAUGCACUGGCAAAAUGACUCUGUCCAGAUCAUAACAAGUGCCAGUGAUUUGAAAAGCAUGGAUGAAUUUCUUCUGAAAAAGAUGAAUGACUUAGAUAAUGAAGAUAGCAAGAAAGAUACACUGGUGGAUGUUGUAUUUAAAAAAGCCUUAAAAGAAUUUCGACAAAAUAUCUUCAGCUUUUAUUCAUCAGCAUUGGCGAUGGAUGAUGGGAAAAGCAUACGAUAUAAAGACCUCUAUGCAUUAUUUGAACAGAUUUUGGAAAAGACGAUGAGGCUUGAGCAGCGGGAUUGGAGGGAAUCUCCAGUCAAAGUUUGGGUCAACACUUUUAAAGUGUUUUUAGAUGAAUAUAUGAAUGAAUUCAAAUCUUCAGAGUGCAUACCAACAAAGGUACCAAAAACAGAACGGAAAAAAAGAAGGAAAAAAGAAACUGAUUUGGUGGAAGAACACAAUGGUCACAUUUUUAAAGCCACUCAGUAUAGCAUUCCUACAUACUGUGAGUACUGUUCUUCUUUGAUAUGGAUAAUGGACCGAGCCUCUGUUUGCAAAUUGUGCAAGUAUGCUUGUCACAAAAAGUGCUGUUUGAAAACCACAGCCAAGUGCUCUAAAAAGUAUGACCCCGAGUUAUCAUCUCGACAAUUUGGAGUUGAACUGUCCCGUUUGACCAGUGAAGACCGAACUGUUCCUUUAGUGGUGGAAAAGCUCAUAAACUACAUUGAAAUGCAUGGAUUGUAUACAGAAGGUAUUUACAGAAAAUCUGGUUCAACUAAUAAAAUCAAGGAGCUUCGACAAGGUCUAAAUACAGAUGCUGAGAAUGUAAACCUGGAUGACUAUAACAUACAUGUCAUUGCAAGUGUGUUCAAACAGUGGCUUCGUGAUUUGCCCAAUCCACUCAUGACUUUUGAACUUUAUGAGGAAUUUCUUCGAGCUAUGGGCCUUCAGGAGAGGAAGGAGACAAUUCGUGGUGUAUACUCUGUGAUUGACCAACUCUCCCGAACUCAUCUCAAUACACUGGAACGCCUCAUCUUUCAUCUGGUCAGGAUUGCUCUGCAAGAAGACACUAAUCGAAUGUCUGCAAAUGCUUUGGCCAUUGUAUUUGCACCCUGCAUUCUCCGCUGUCCUGAUACCACUGACCCAUUACAAAGUGUACAGGACAUCAGUAAGACUACCACCUGCGUGGAGCUGAUUGUUGUAGAACAGAUGAAUAAAUACAAGGCUCGUCUCAAAGACAUCAGUAGCUUGGAAUUUGCAGAGAAUAAGGCAAAGACCAGGCUCUCCCUGAUUCGUAGAUCAAUGGGAAAGGGUCGUACUCGGCGAGGGAACCAUGCCAGUCCUUCCUCUCCUGCUGUGGUUCGUUUGCCCUCCGUGUCUGAUGUCCCAGAAGAGGCUUUGACUAGUGAGGCGGCCAUGGAGACAGACAUCACAGAACAGCAGCAAGCAGCAAUGCAGCAGGAGGAGAGAGUGCUGACUGAACAGAUUGAGAACCUCCAGAAAGAGAAGGAGGAGCUGACAUUUGAAAUGCUCGUACUGGAGCCCCGUGCCUCUGAUGAUGAAACUCUGGAGUCUGAGGCCUCCAUUGGAACUGCUGACAGUUCAGAAAAUCUGAAUAUUGAGUCAGAAGGUGCUAUCUCUGAGAAAUCAGAGAGAAGCUUAGCACUUAGCUUCCUCAAGCCAGCUGGCAAGUCUGAAUCUUCAAGCAAAUUGCAAAAGCAGCUAAAAAAGCAGCAAGAUUCUUUGGAUUCAAUGGACUCUUCAUGUCUGCCUAACACUGCGUCUUCUCAUGGGACCAGAAAACUAUUUCAAAUUUAUUCAAAAUCACCAUUCUACCGAGCUUCUUCAGCUAGUGAGGCCCUGGGAAUGGAAGCGCCAUUGGGCCAGACUAAGUCCCUGGAAGACAGACCUCAGUUCAUUAGCAGAGGAACAUUCAACCCUGAAAAGGGCAAACAAAAAUUAAAGAAUGUGAAGAACUCACCUCAGAAAACCAAAGAGACCCCAGAAGGGACGGUAGCGUCAGGCCGCAAGAAAACUGCAGACCCAGACUGCACCUCCACUCAACAGCUAGCUCUCUUUGGAAAUAAUGAAUUCAUGGUCUGAACUGGCAGAUGUGUGUUCUUUCAUGACCACAUCUCAUCUUUGGGGUCUCUGCUCAUCACCUCGUCCACAAUAAUCCAUCUGAUUGUGGUCCUGCCUCUUGCCCAAGCAUACAACCAAAACCUUGUGUACUGAAUUCCUAGGCCUCCUGCAGAAAUGGAAAGGCCUCUUGGAAGCCUGCUAGAGUUGGUGCCAGCUGUGCCUUGGCUAUUGAAUUUGAAUUAAGAUUUUACUAAAAAUCAACCUGGGGCCUGGGCGUUUCGAUCCGCUGUGGAGGUCUUUGAGCUGCUUCCCCCUGACCCUGUUUUUUCUUCCCAGCUGUGGGAGUUGAGCUGGGAGAGGAAGACAUUGGUGGGCCAAAGGGGCCCACUGAAUACUGACAUUUGAUGAAAACAUGCAAAUAUUUCCUAACCAUGAAAGCAAAAGCUUUUGGGCUUAUUUUGGGGUAGUUAGGAACUCGAGUUGAAUAUAAUUUUUUCCAAGAAUUUAUAGCAAAAAGCCUGAGCCCUCUAUUUUAAGAUUUUCUAAAUAACACUCCAUGUUGUAUUCUGGGGAAAG
Molecule: messenger RNA, 8281 nt
Organism: Elephantulus edwardii (Cape elephant shrew)
Lineage: Eukaryota; Metazoa; Chordata; Mammalia; Macroscelidea; Macroscelididae
Product: unconventional myosin-IXa-like
Exons: 41
Biological process (GO): positive regulation of GTPase activity; intracellular signal transduction
Cellular component (GO): myosin complex
Molecular function (GO): ATP binding; protein binding; GTPase activator activity
Source: RefSeq, a predicted model, not a curated record